AUGUGGAAGGACGAUUUGCCCAAGCCCCCCGUCGGGAGCUUCGAGAACUGUGUUAGGUGCCAGAAGCAGUUCACCGUGACGAAGUAUACGCUCCCUGCGAACCCUCCUCCAGGCUAUCUCUGUCAUCCAUGCGCCAAGUCAUCUGGCAGCGAUCCGUUCAAGAAGCCCGCCGCGCCGAAGAAGCGCAAACCUGCGGGUGACAAACGGACUGUCACCAAUUUCGACGAGCGUCGACUUCCCAGUCUAGCUGCAGUUUGCAUCCAGGUUAUCAGUAAGCACAUUGACGACGUCGAAGCCUUGGGCGACAUCGGUUCCAUGAACAUGGACGAAAUAUCGAAGGCGUUGGCGAAGAAUAGGAGCCUAAAUGAAGAGAAUGCGCCUCUGUUCUACAGCAUCGAGAACGAACGGCUGAUUAUGUACGAUGUUACCAAGCUCACACCACCCGCGCUGUGCACUCUUGCGUCCCUGAACCCGAGUUUGCGAAACUUGCGACUGGACUUCUGCGGCCAUAUGGACGAUACCGUGGCCAGCGCGUGGGCUGCCGCCCUGCCAAACCUUAGGAGAGUCGAGCUUCUCGGUCCCUUCCUUGUUCGUGCAAACGGCUGGCAAACAUUCUUCCGUGCCCACCCCGAUCUUGAGGGCUUCCUCAUCACCCAGAGCCCUCGCUUCGACAUCGACUGCAUGCGUGUCCUCGUGGAAAGCUGCCCGAAACUCCGUGAGCUGCGUCUCAAGGAAGUCGGGAAGCUUUCAGACGAGUUCCUUGUGGAGCUCAAGCCGCUCGGCGGCCAGCUCACGCACCUCGACCUCUCGUACCCCGGUCGCAGCGAUGCGCUCAGUGAGUCCGCCCUCAUCGAGCUCAUGAGCCACGUCGGAUCUGCACUGGAACAUCUCGACCUCUCCGGACACGCCGCCGUUGGUGACGCUGUGCUGUUCCGCGGACUGAAGCCACAUGCGCGCGCGCUUAAGGCUCUCACACUCGCGGACUGCCUCGAGGUUACCGACGCUGGUGUCGCCGAGUUCUUUGAGAGCUGGCAGGGCGGUACCCGGCUCUCGACCCUCAACCUCUCGCGUAACCCCGAUCUGAAGGACGCUGCUCUGAAGGCGCUUCUUACGCACUCGGGCGAGGAACUCGUGGAGUUAAAUAUCAAUGGGUGGAAGGAUGUAUCCGAAGACGCGCUGAAGGGUGUGUCGCAGAAGGCACCGAAGCUGCGCAAGCUGGACGUGGGGUUCUGCAGAGAGGUGGACGACUUCUUCGUCAAGGACGUGCUAGAUCGGUGCCCCGACAUCAAGGAGAUCAAGGUCUGGGCGUGUCAGCGAGUAACGGAGGUCUGUAAGCGAAAGAGGGGGGUAAAUAUCUUGGGGAUCGAGAUGGCGCCGAUUCACUAG
Molecule: messenger RNA, 1386 nt
Organism: Trametes versicolor FP-101664 SS1
Lineage: Eukaryota; Fungi; Basidiomycota; Agaricomycetes; Polyporales; Polyporaceae
Product: RNI-like protein
Exons: 6
Coding region: 1-1386 (461 amino acids)
Biological process (GO): SCF-dependent proteasomal ubiquitin-dependent protein catabolic process
Cellular component (GO): SCF ubiquitin ligase complex
Source: RefSeq, a predicted model, not a curated record